UCCAAGCUGAGUGAUGAUGCUCGGCGGCCGAGUCACCACUAGGGCCCAAAGAACGAGAGUGCGGCGGCGCGGGGAACGGCGCGGACUGAGUCCAGGGCCAUUAGAGAGAGAGCUUAUCUCUCUUUGCCCUCUAACAGGACUCAAGUGUCCGCUCCCAAGGGACGUCCCCCCUCUUGCGCUCCUGCUCCACCUCACUGUCCCUUCCUUCGGCUCUCCCCAGCUGGCAAACCCGUGCUGAAAAGGCGGGGGCGCGCUGCGCGCCGCACCGGCUAACCAAGAACACAGUCCUGAACACGGUCCCACCUGUGCCUAACCUAGCAGGAAGACUGUAACCGUGGGACUCGACCUGCCCACUUGAGCAACAUGAAGAUUUCGUUCAUAGAGCCCGCCAUUCUCCUUAAUGCGUUUGCUAUGACUCUGACCAUCCCGCUGACAGCGCAGUACGUGUACCGGAGGAUAUGGGAAGAAACCGGUAACUACACCUUUGCUUCUGAUAGCAAUGCCUCUGAAUGUGAGCAAAACAAAAGCGACCCCAUCUUUGCUUUCCGGGAGGAAGUUCAGAAAAAGGCAUCUCUCUUCAGCCUGCAGAUGGAAAUGAGUGGCUUAGUUCCGGGUCUGGUGUCUACCUUCAUGCUUUUGUCGAGCAGUGACAACCACGGACGGAAGCUUCCCAUGGUCCUGUCCUCGCUUGGCUCUCUGGGAACCAACGGUUGGCUGUGCGCGAUGUCCUACUUUGACCUUCCUCUCCAGCUUCUGGUCGCAUCCACCUUCGUUGGCGCCCUCUUUGGGAAUUACACCACCUUCUGGGGAGCUUGCUUCGCCUACAUUGUAGAUCAGCAGAAAGAAUAUAGGCAAAGAAUCAUCCGGAUAGCCAUCCUGGAUUUUAUGCUCGGCGUCGUUGCUGGGCUAACAGGCCUGGCAUCCGGUUAUUUUAUCCGAGAACUGGGUUUCGUGUGGUCCUAUUUCAUUAUUGCCGUAGUAAUUGCAGUCAGCCUGGCCUACAUUUUAUUUUUCCUCAGUGAUCCCAUAAAGGAGUCAUCUCAGACUGUCACUAUGUCCUGUAUCGAAAGCCUCAAGGAUCUGUUUUACCGGACUUACAUGCUUUUUAAAAAUGGCUCCGGCAAGCGGCAGUCUUUGCUCUGUCUGCUGAUUUUUACCCUUGUCGUCUAUUUUUUUGUGAUUUUCGGCAUCUCCCCGAUUUUUACACUUUAUGAGCUGGGCCCUCCGCUCUGCUGGAAUGAGGUCUACAUAGGCUAUGGUUCCGCUUUGGGUAGUGUCUCCUUUGUGAGUAGUUUCCUAGGCAUAUGGCUGUUUUCUUAUUGUUUGAAGGAUAUUCACAUUGCCUUCGUUGGCAUCUUCACCACCAUGUUAGGGAUGAUGCUGGCUGCGUUCACCAAGACCACUCUGAUGAUGCUUUUAGUCAGGAUUCCAUUCUUUUUCACCAUCAUGCCGCUUUCCGUCCUGAGGUCCAUGAUGUCAAAGGUGGUCCACUCGACUGAGCAAGGUGCACUGUUUGCUUGCAUAGCUUUCUUAGAAACACUUGGUGGGGUUAUGUCAACUACUGCGUAUAACGGGAUCUAUUCAGCCACUGUUGCCUGGUGUCCUGGCUUCAUCUUUCUGCUGUCUGCCGGCCUCCUGGUCCUCCCAGCCAUCAGCCUAUGUGGUGUCCAGUGCAUUGGCUGGGAAGAGGGAAGCUACACACUGCUCAUUCACGAAGAGCCCAGAGAGCACACAUCAGACUAGUGACAGCCAGCAGCAGUGCGCACGACCCUAUGCUCGACUCCUGAAGAAUAUGAACUCCACAAUCAGUAUUUCAAUAGCAAGCCACGGGACAAAAUCCUGUCUCCUAAACCAAGUGAGUUGGGAGGAAGAAUCCAGUUCUGCUUGUGUGGCCACCCAGCAGCACACUGUGGUCUUCAAAGAACAGGCCCCAGUACUGUCCACACUUCUCCAGGGACCAGACAAACACCGUGGAGAGCAGAGGAAGGCUUGGGAAACCUUGCUUAAAAGCAAUAACUUCACUGCCAUACUCUAAUCUCUCAUGUGGAGAUUAAGGAGUUUUGACCUCAGUCUCUCUGUCAACACAAUGGGCUCGCUUGGCCACUCAGGGAUUUUGAAGACAUAAUAAGGAAUUUUUAUUUGGAAUAAUCACUGAUAUGGAAAUAAUGUUUCAGGCAUUUCUAGUUCUUCCUGUACUUGACUGCUGUCUUAAGAGCCUGUCAAGGCUCUACUAAUGGAAUGAAAAAUCCUUGAACAGAAGCUCCUUUUAAAAUAUGCGUUUUUCACUUUUCCUAGUAUUUAAUUCAGUGACAAGCCUGAUGGUGUUUUUAUAUGUAAUGAAGGGAGUGGGUAGAAAAUCAGAUUAUAAAUAAAAUUGUCUUAGAUUUGAAAACUGA
Messenger RNA from Apodemus sylvaticus (European woodmouse), 2396 nucleotides. It is a transcript of the gene Slc46a3, whose product is annotated as solute carrier family 46 member 3. The record is from RefSeq and is a predicted model, not a curated record. Gene Ontology annotation, cellular component: lysosomal membrane. Gene Ontology annotation, biological process: vacuolar transmembrane transport. The transcript is spliced from 6 exons. Lineage: Eukaryota; Metazoa; Chordata; Mammalia; Rodentia; Muridae. Gene Ontology annotation, molecular function: transmembrane transporter activity. Bases 364 to 1743 code for a protein of 459 amino acids.